AUGUCUCCCUUGUUGCACGCUAUCGUGGGCGGCUUGGCCCUGGCCAGCUCCGUCGUAGGAAACAAGGAGCGUCGCGAAGUUGAUUCUCUCGUCGCUUCUCAGAUCCUGACUGACCCCUAUGCCUAUGACUUCCCUCGUCUGGGUGCCCCUGGCGCCUCGCAGUUCCAGAUGCGUCUCUGCCAUGGCUUCCAACUCGAGGAGGCCAGUGUUGACGACAUCCAAGCCCGCUUGACCAAUGGCACUUUCACUAGUGUUCAGUUGCUCGAGUGCUACCUUGAUCGUAUUGCCCAGACACAGCCUUACCUGAAUGCCAUCCUGCAACACAACCCUGAUGCGUACAAAAUUGCCCACCAGCUGGAUGUUGAGCGUGCCAGAGGUAAGGUUCGUGGCCCUCUGCACGGUAUCCCUUUCAUUGUCAAGGACAACAUCGCCUCUAAGGAUCGUAUGGAGACCACUGCUGGUUGCUGGGCUUUGCUGGGUAGCGUUGUGCCCCGCGACUCCUUUGUUGUUCAUGGUAUGCGCAAGGCCGGUGCUCUGCUCCUGGGUAAGGGUGCCCUGAGCGAGUGGGCCGAUAUGCGCUCCAACAACUACUCCGAGGGUUUCAGCGCCCGCGGUGGUCAGUGCCGCAGUGCCUACAACUUCACCGUUAACCCCGGUGGUAGCAGCACUGGUCCCGGUGUUGCCGUCGGUGCCAACUUGAUCCCCAUUGCCCUUGGUACGGAGACCGACGGCAGUGUCAUCAACCCUGCCCAGCGUAAUGCUAUCGUUGGUAUCAAGCCUACCGUCGGCCUGACCUCCCGUGAUGGUGUUAUCCCCGAGUCCCUGCACCAGGAUACCAUUGGUACCUUCGGUAAGACCGUUCGCGAUGCCGUGUACGCUCUUGACGCUAUCUACGGUGUUGACACCCGCGAUAACUACACUCUUGCCCAGCAGGGCAAGACCCCCUUGGACGGCUACACCCAGUUCUUGUCUAACAAGACCGCCCUGAAGGGUGCUGUCUUCGGUCUGCCCUGGAAGUCCUUCUGGGCUCUUGGUGACUCUGACCAGAUUGCCCAGCUCAAGGAGCUCCUUACCCUGAUCGAGUCCGCCGGUGCCACCAUCAUCAACGGCACCGAGCUCCCCCACUACAAGGACAUCGUUUCCCCCGACGGCUGGAACUGGGAUUACGGUACCACCCGUGGAUUCCCCAACGAGUCCGAGUACUCCUACGUCAAGGUUGACUUCUACAACAACCUGCGCACCUACCUCGCUGAUCUCAACAACACCAACAUCCGCUCCGUUGAGGACCUCGUCCAGAACAACAUUGACAACUACGGUUCCGAGGGUGGUUACCCCAGCAUUCACCCCGCCUUUGGCUCCGGCCAGGAUGGUCUCAUUGCCUCCAUGGAGAGCAAGGGUAUCAUGAACUCCACCUACUGGGAUGCUCUCGCUUAUUGCCAGCGCACCACCCGCGAGGAGGGUAUCGAUGCCGCUCUGAAGUACAAGAACCGUACUCUGGAUGGUCUCCUUGUGCCCCCAGAUGUUGCCCAGAGCAUUCAGAUCGCUGCCCAGGCCGGUUACCCCGUUAUCACUGUCCCCGCCGGUGUUGAGCAGGGUGACGGCAUGCCUUACGGUCUUGCCAUCAUGAACACUGCUUUCUCCGAGCCCACUCUGAUCAAGUACGCCAGUGCCAUUGAGGACCUCCAGAAGAGCUCUGGUACCAAGUGGCAGCGUAGUCUUCCCGAGUGGCGCGGCUACUUGGAGCGCAACCUGCCUGUGAUCUAA
Messenger RNA from Penicillium verhagenii, 1764 nucleotides. RefSeq names its product putative amidase. The coding region runs from base 1 to 1764 and encodes 587 amino acids. The transcript has 2 exons. The record is from RefSeq and is a predicted model, not a curated record. NCBI's taxonomy places the organism in Eukaryota, Fungi, Ascomycota, Eurotiomycetes, Eurotiales, Aspergillaceae.